AUGCCCACACCACCCCUUCCAGUCCUCCACGCCUUGCUUACAGCGCUGGGCAUACCCGUCCUCCCUCCAGCCCUCAACUGUAUCCCACCGACACUUCUCCUCCUCAUCCUCGAAACCCUCUUAGGCCACCGACUGGCCCUCUCUCCACACCUCCGCAACCCCGCCACUCACGACGAUGAGCUUGAGCUCACCAAGUGCGUGCUGGGGGUGCUCGCCGACGACGUGUUGGCGUUGGACCUGGCUGUUGUUGACCCGGGCCGCGUAUGCGACGGCUCCGAGGUAGACAUUGCUGUUGUCGUCAUGGCGCUGGCGGUAGUCGCGCGCCGUCGUGGUGUGCCUCUGCGUCUACCCACUCCCAUCGAUUCCGAUGACGAGGGUGAGGUGGAGAAAAGCAUGCUCGAUGACGACGAAGCCGCCGGCCUGCACCUCCCACCCCUUACGCCGCUCAUGCCCGCUGUCCUUGACAAGUACGUCACGCCGCCCUCGGGGAACACGGCACUGCCUGCUAUCGACCUUGUCGCCGCCCACGAGCACCGUCCAGACUCACAUCUGGGACAGACGCCAUCGGCAUCUGCGGUGGCAUAUGCGUGUGAUGGCAGCCGCAAUUGGCCGGCUGUGGACGGUGCCCCGCCCCCACACUCGUCUCCUCCCGGCCCCAACGGUUCGGGCACAUCCUUGGGCUUGUUGACUGCAGACGAGUAUGCGACUCUUGAUCCUCUCUCGCCUCCCAUUCCCUCUCUUCCAUCAACCCCAGUCAACCAAACUGCCCAAGCACCUUUGCCGCAGACUCCGUCCAGCGGGCGCCGCAGGACUGUGCUCCAGCAGCUGAUCGACGAGUUUGGCCUAGAACCAGUCUAG
This is a messenger RNA of Apiotrichum porosum, 858 nucleotides long. RefSeq lists its product as uncharacterized. Bases 1 to 858 code for a protein of 285 amino acids. The transcript has a single exon. The record is from RefSeq and is a predicted model, not a curated record. Lineage: Eukaryota; Fungi; Basidiomycota; Tremellomycetes; Trichosporonales; Trichosporonaceae.